Molecule: messenger RNA, 806 nt
Organism: Anopheles cruzii
Lineage: Eukaryota; Metazoa; Arthropoda; Insecta; Diptera; Culicidae
Product: bifunctional arginine demethylase and lysyl-hydroxylase PSR
Exons: 4
Coding region: 102-806 (234 amino acids)
Source: RefSeq, a predicted model, not a curated record
UACUGGCGGCCGGGCUGCCACUGCUGGCGGUCAUCGCAAUCGGAAGCUACACCCGGACGCGGCCAUCGUCGGUUGCAAAUGAAGAUUCGUGUAUCGUGCCAAUGCCCGCCCAGCUCCAGAAGGCCUUCCGUCCACCGGAGAGCUGCAACUUUUGCCACUCGGUUCACUCGGUCCCACGGCUGGCCAACGUGAGCCCCGACGAGUUUGCCGCGCGGUACGCGUACCGCGGCGGUCCCAUUAUCGUGACGGACGCAACCACCAACUGGACCGCUACGGAGCGCUUCGACUACGCGUUCUUCCGGCAGCUGUACGCAACAUAUGGUGCCGGACCGCGAGCCGAAAGGUGUCAGUUUUUCCCCUACCAGACCGGAUUCCGCGAUAUCCACGAGGCACUGGGGUUGCCAGAGGCCCGCGUGCGCUACGAACCGGGCACCGAGCCGUGGUACUUCGGCUGGAGCAACUGCGAUCCGGCCAUCGUGCGGGUGCUGCGGGAACACUACGGUCGGCCGUACUUUUUGCCGCCGGACUCGGAGAACAACGCCAUCGAUUGGGUGUUUAUGGGCGGCCCGGGACUUGGGGCACACAUGCACGUAGACAACGUUCGGCUUCCUUCCUGGCAAUCGCAACUAAAAGGCGCCAAGGAGUGGAGCUUGGCCCCUCCACCGGAGUGUCUGUAUCAGUGCAACUUUCUGAGUGUCGUCGUUCAAACGGGCGAAACAAUCGUUUUGGACACGAACAAAUGGUACCACAAAACCAACGUACUUCCGGGCCCGAUCAGCAUCACCGUCGGAGCGGAGUACGACUAA